Pestalotiopsis fici W106-1 is the source of this 1110-nucleotide messenger RNA. RefSeq lists its product as uncharacterized. Bases 1 to 1110 code for a protein of 369 amino acids. The record is from RefSeq and is a predicted model, not a curated record. The transcript has a single exon. NCBI's taxonomy places the organism in Eukaryota, Fungi, Ascomycota, Sordariomycetes, Amphisphaeriales, Sporocadaceae.
AUGCGCAUUACCGAAAUCACCGUCUUUAGCUACACUGCUCAUUAUAGCCGUGGGGUCUUCUCCAUGUCGAAUGGGCGGAGCAGCACCGGUCACCCAUCUCUUGUUAUUCGGAUUCGCACCGACAAAGGCAUCGAGGGCUGGGCCAAGAACGCGCCUCUAGGCAGCUCUUACCUGCCUAGCACAUAUACCGGCGAGCUUGCUGCUCUUGAGGAGCUUUGUCCACAAGUUCUCGGGCUUGAUCCCCGAUCCCCUGCCGUGAUUACUGCAAAGCUGGACCUGGCCAUGAUGUCAGGUAUGGCUGCCAAGUCCAUUAUCGAUAUUGCUUGCUGGGACAUUCUGGGCAAAUCCGUGGGUCUACCAACACAUGUCUUGCUGGGCGGCUGUCUCAGUGAAGCACCACCUGCAUUUUCCGUCGUCGGGGUUGACGACAUCCCAGUUGCUGUGCAAAAGGCAAAGAACGAACACGCAAACGGAACUUUAGCUUUGCAACUCAAGAUUGGAAAUGAUCCAGUCGCCGAUGCCAAGCGCAUCAGAGCUAUACGCCUGGCUCUUCCUGAAUCUGUAUACUGCUUCGCGGACGCCAACGCGAAUUGGAACUUGGCAGAAGCGCUUGUUUAUGCUCGGGCGCUUGGGCAGGACAUCACUGUUCCUUUCGAACAGCCAUGCCGAACCAUUGCUGAUUGUGCCAAAGUGGCUCAACUUACCGGCCUGCCGGUUAUCCUUGACGAGUCAAUCUACACCGUGGCUGACCUCGUGGAGGCUCACGCAGGGGGGAUAACGGGAGUGAACAUCAAGCUGUCACGAGUUGGUGGCAUGACCAAGGCCCGGAUCAUGCGCGACACGGCGGCGGCACUCGGCAUGUCCAUCAAUGUUGACGACUCUUGGGGCUGUGCUCUGACCACUGCACAAAAUCUUCAGAUUGCCUCUUCGACACCGCCAAAACUAUUAGGUGCCGUUGAUUGCUAUGCUGAAUGGACACACCCACUCAUAGCUGAUGUUCCCCGCGUGCAGGCUGACGGCCGGGCUCGUCCUUCUCAGCUACCCGGCAAUGGCUUUGGUGCUAUUAAUGCAGAUCUUCUCGGAGAGCCGCUGCUCUCUUUUAUAGAAUAG